CUGGAUCCACCCCCUUCUGGUUAAACCUUCCUGGCUAUAUAGAAGGUACAGACCACAGCUGGGCUGGCUUAGUCUUAGAAGCUUCCUUGUCUUCUUGCCUGAAAGGUGAAGGUCUUGUCUAGUUUCCUCUAUCUAGAUCCUGACCCGUCUUAAACAAUGGAACAGCUGAGUGUGGCGAAUAACCGUUUUGCUGUUGAGCUCUACAAGGAGUUGGUUGAAACCCAUCCAAAAAAAAACAUCUUCAUCUCUCCAUUUAGCAUUUCAACAGCUCUGGCCAUGGUACUUGUGGGAGCCAGGGGUAACACUGCGGCACAGCUGUCUAAGACCUUUCAUUUUGAUGAAGUUGAUGAAAUUCAUUCAAGAUUUCAGAGCUUAAACACUAGUAUUAACAAAAGUGGAACUUCUUACAUCCUGAAGCUUGCAAACCGAUUAUUUGGAGAGAACACAUACAAUUUCCUUUCGGAAUUCUUGAAUUCUACCCAGAAAUUGUAUGGGGCUGAGUUGGCCACUGUCGACUUUCAGCAUGCUUCAGAAGAUGCAAGGCAGAAGAUUAACCAGUGGGUCAAAGAGCAAACAGAAGGUAAAAUUCCAGAGCUGUUGGCUUCAGGUGCAGUAGACAGCCUGACUAAACUUGUGCUGGUGAAUGCCAUCUAUUUUAAAGGAAAUUGGGAAGAUAAAUUUGAUGAAGCACAUACUACUGAUGCACCAUUUAGAUUAAACAAGAGAGAAAAAAAAUCCGUGAAAAUGAUGUAUCAGAAAAAGAAACUGCGCUAUGGUUACAUCGAGGCUCUCAAGUGCCAAGUACUAGAACUUCCUUACAAGGACAAAGACCUGAGCAUGAUCAUUCUGCUGCCAAAUGAUAUUGAGGAUGAUUCUACUGGCCUGCAAGAGAUUGAAAAGCAACUCACUAUGGAGAAGUUGACAGAAUGGACACAUCAUGAUAAUAUGCGUACCACUGAUGUUCAUGUACGUCUGCCCAAAUUCAAGAUGGAAAACACCUAUGAGCUCAACUCAGAUUUAGCACAAAUGGGUCUGUGUGAUCUGUUUAGCAGUGGUAAGGCUGAUCUGUCUGGUAUGUCAGGAAACAGAGAUCUCUUUAUCUCCAAGAUUGUCCACAAGUCUUUUGUGGAAGUGAAUGAAGAGGGCACUGAGGCAGCAGCUGCCACUGCAACCACUACAUUCCUUUGUGCGAUGAGGCCUGAAGAAGAAUUUACUGCUGACCAUCCAUUCCUAUUUUUCAUCCGUCACAAUCUCUCAGGAAACAUCUUAUUCUUUGGUAGAUUUACUUCUCCAUAAAACAUCUGGAAAUGCAAAUUGAGUAAAGAAGACCCAAUUUGUCAAUCUGAAUUUUAAAAUCAUGGGUCAUUUGCUAUAUUGAAUUUUCCUAAUAAAAUUACUGUUCAGAAACACAUUUUAACAUUGUCUUUACUAACUUCAAUUUAUUUGCUGAUUAAAUUCAUGAAAUUCCACACAUAUCCAUUUCUGUAUUUAUCUUUGUCCCAAAGCUGUGAAUGUUUUGUUGAAAUGAAUCAGGUAUUGUUG
Molecule: messenger RNA, 1542 nt
Organism: Dromiciops gliroides (monito del monte)
Lineage: Eukaryota; Metazoa; Chordata; Mammalia; Microbiotheria; Microbiotheriidae
Product: leukocyte elastase inhibitor-like
Exons: 7
Coding region: 157-1296 (379 amino acids)
Biological process (GO): negative regulation of endopeptidase activity
Molecular function (GO): serine-type endopeptidase inhibitor activity
Source: RefSeq, a predicted model, not a curated record